AUGAGACAGUCCAUGGAUAUGGAGGCUAAGAACAUACCUGGAAAGAUGAGUAUCCCAAAAAAGUUCAUCUUCUCAGGGUCAAAGGCUGUUGAACAUCCAGAUUACCCACACUACUGUGAACUCCUACGGAAAAUGAAUAUGCCCUUUGUGAAAGGAUGUGAAGACAGACAUAACUGUGGAAGAUUUGAAAAGAAAUGCAACCCUACAUUUGCAAAAUUUCAUCCUUAUCCCCCUUCAGGCCUGCCAAACUUUCAUAAUCACUACCCAUAUCCCCCACCAUAUGGUCAGGAGUAUCCGCUAUCUCCACUUCGUGAUGAUGUGAACUUGGGUGACCCCUGCUCAGGAUUUAUGAGUCCUGGUGGAGAUGCUGAUUUAAAGCCUGGCAUUGGCAGAGCUAUACCAAACCUGGUGGGUUUCGGUGAUGUGAAACCUCAAAAUAGAGUUCCUAGGCCAGACAAAGGAUUUCAAACAACAGUAAAAAGGCAGACUAUACUAUCACAAAAGCUACAACAGGACAGGAAAUGGAAUUCCAGGGAAGUAUCAGACAUUUCCAUCAGGGCAAAACUUGGAGGUUGGACAAGCCCACUGAAAGUUACUGCUUUACCAGCUCAGGAACAUAAAAAAGACUCAUUAAGCUGCUUACACAAAUUUGAUGAGGAGGCGACAAGUACAGAUGAUAGUGGACCACUUGUCCAGCAAGGCAAGAAAUAUAAUAUAAAGGAUGCAUUUUACAAAUCUUCAACACAGAAAGCUUAUGAACAUGUUCCUUGGGACAAGAUGCUAUCACCAAAACCUGAUCCAGAAAAAACAACAGCAGAAAAAGCUGCUGACCAAAUCUCACAGUAUUUUACACUGAGAAGAUAUGAAAAUGUGCCAGCUAUAACCCAGAUGGUCGGAGGACUCUGGGACAGAUUUCAGACAAGAUGGUUCUCAGUGGCAAACAAACCAAUCAGUUUUGUGAGUCCAAGUUCUAGGAGUAAAUACAUUCCUCUCUAUACUGGUCAUGUGCAGAAUACAAACGCUGAUGAUGUGGACAACCCCUUUGGAGAUAUCACAUCUGUGGCCAUGCCUCGGCACUCUAAGCUGCUCUACACAAACACAAGCCAUGCUGCAAAUAUUCCAGGAUACACUGGCAAGGUUCAUUUCACAGCCACCCACCCAUCAAAUUCUAAUGUUCCACCAACAGAUUCAGAGAUGGACCGCAUCUUACUACAAGAAAUGAAAGUUGACCACUUCCGUCACCAGGCCCCAAUGUCUCGAAUGGUUACAACUGUGAAGCCCUACAACCCCUUCAACAAGAAGGAAAUAGAAGCCUUUGACUACUGUAGGAGACAACACUUCUGA
This is a messenger RNA of Meriones unguiculatus (Mongolian gerbil), 1344 nucleotides long. RefSeq names its product sperm microtubule inner protein 7 (gene Spmip7). Lineage: Eukaryota; Metazoa; Chordata; Mammalia; Rodentia; Muridae. The transcript is spliced from 9 exons. Bases 1 to 1344 code for a protein of 447 amino acids. The record is from RefSeq and is a predicted model, not a curated record.